Messenger RNA from Podarcis lilfordi (Lilford's wall lizard), 2298 nucleotides. The record is from the annotation of a GenBank genome assembly. NCBI's taxonomy places the organism in Eukaryota, Metazoa, Chordata, Lepidosauria, Squamata, Lacertidae.
AUGGAGAUGUGGCCAAGAUGGAACCCCAGCUCCCCAGAGGCCUGCAAGGAGGUAGAAACUUUCAGCGGCCCUCAAAGGAACCAACACACAGCUGCUUCCCCCAAAGGCAACUCAGAAACUGGGAGUUGCACGUCAGGAGAAUAUGAUGCUGUUUCCAUCGGUGGGCAAGAAGACCUGCCACCAUUGUCACCCUUGCCUGAAAGAAGCCCUCUGCAGAGUUGUAAAAGAGCCCAACCUACAGAUGAACUCCAGAAUGCAUCUCUUCAGAAGAUGGAGAUGUGGCCAAGAUGGAAACGCAGCUCCCCAGAGGCCUGCAAGGAGGUAGAAACUUGCAGUGGCCCUCAAAGGAACCAACACACAGCUGCUUCCUCCAGUUUGCUCAGAAGUUCCCCAAAGGACUGUGAACCAGGAGAAUGGAGCUUCUGCUUGCCACCCCAGACAACGUUCUCCACAAAAUCCGAACCGGAGACUAUCAGAAGUGCCACACUAGAGAUGUUGACCACUGCUGCAUUGAAGAAGGGGCCAAGGGAAGGGCUGGAAAGGGAAUCCGAAGGCAACUCAGAAACUGGGAGUUGCACGUCAGGAGAAUAUGAUGUUGUUGUCAUCGGUGGGCAAGAAGACCUGCCGGAGUUGUCACCCUUGCCUGGAAGAAGCCCUGUGCAGAGUUGUGAAAGAACCCAAGCUGCAGAUGAACUCCAGAAUGCGUCUCUUCAGAACAUGGAGAUGCGGCCAAGAUGGAACCCCAGCUCCCCAGAGGCCUGCAAGGAGGUAGAAACUUGCUGUGGCCCUCAAAGGAACCAACACACAGCUGCUUCCCCCAAAGGCAACUCAGACUCUGGGAGUUGCACGUCAGGAGAAUAUGAUGUUGUUGUCAUCGGUGGGCAAGAAGACCUGCAGGAGUUGUCACCCUUGGCUGAAAGAAGCCCUUUGCAGAGUUGUGAAAGAGCCCAAGCUGCAGAUGAACUCCAGAAUGCGUCUCUUCAGAACAUGGAGGAGAUGCCAAGAUGGAAACGCAGCUCCCCAGGGGCCUUCAAGGAGGUAGAAACUUGCCGCGGCCCUCAAAGGAACCAACACACAGCUGCUUCCUCCAGUUUGCUCAGAAGUUCCCUAAAGGACUGUGAACCAGGAGAAUGGAGCUUCUGCCUGCCAUCCCAGACAACGUUCUCCUUAAAAGCCGAACCAGAGACUAUCAGAAGUGCCACACUAGAGAUGUUGACCACUGCUCCAUCCAAGAAGGGGCCAAAAAAAGUGCUGGAUAGGGAAUGCAAAGGCAACUCGGAAACUGGGAGUUGCACGUCAGGAGAAUAUGAUGUUGUUGUCAUCGGUGAGCAAGAAGACCUGCAGGAGUUGUCACCCUUGCCUGGAAGAAGCCCUGUGCAGAGUUGUGAAAGAGCCCAAGCUGCAGAUGAACUCCAGAAUGCGUCUCUUCAGAACAUGGAGAUGUGGCCAAGAUGGAACCCCAGCUCCCCAGAGGCCUGCAAGGAGGUAGAAACUUGCAGCGGCCCUCAAAGGAACCAACACACAGCUGCUUCCCCCAAAGGCAACUCAGACUCUGGGAGUAGCACGGCAGGAAACUGCGAUGCCCUUGAUAUCGUUGGGCAAGAAGACCUGCCGGAGUUGUCACCCUUGCCUGAAAGGAGCCCUUUGCAGAGCUGCGAAAGAGCCCAAGCUGCAAAUGAACUCCAGAAUGUCCAUCAGCAGCCCAAAGUGCAGCUGACACUGUCCGGAGAAGCAGGUAACACAUCUCUGCAGAUCUGCAAGAAGGAGAGAGGCAGUGAUGAGCCACAGACUCCGAUGGCAGCAGAACCCCAAAGCCCAGCUUCUCGGGACGAGGGUGUUCCCAGGGAGUGGAAAUCAGAGGAAACAGAGCCGAGGUAUGAGUGCAGCUACUGUCACCUGUUGUUCGAGAACCAAGACCAGCUUGUGAGACACGAGAACGCACACAAGAGGAGGCCCUUUCUGUGCACUCACUGUGGGAAAGGCUUCCCUUCUGAACAUGCCCGGACCGUCCACACGCGAAUCCACACGGGGGAGAAGCCGUUCAAAUGCCCCGACUGCGACUUUCGCUGCAGCGCGAGCUCCAACCUCAACAGGCACAGGAGAACCCACAGCCAGGAGAGUCCCCACCUUUGCGGGCUGUGCGGGCAGAGCUUCUGGUUCAGCCGCAGCCUCGCCAUGCACUGGCAGAUGCACAGCGGGAAGGAGACGUACACCUGCGCCGACUGUGGGCAGAUGUUCCUGCGCAAGAACUUGCUCAUUCUGCACAGGAAGUACAAGCACCAGUCGGGAGCUGUGUGA